Molecule: messenger RNA, 171 nt
Organism: Schistocerca nitens (vagrant locust)
Lineage: Eukaryota; Metazoa; Arthropoda; Insecta; Orthoptera; Acrididae
Product: negative elongation factor E-like
Exons: 2
Source: RefSeq, a predicted model, not a curated record
AGAGAGAGAGAGAGAGACAGAGAGAGAGAGAGAGACAGAGAGAGAGAGAGAGACAGAGAGAGAGAGAGAGACAGAGAGAGAGAGAGAGACAGAGAGAGAGAGUUGUUGAAUGCAAAGAAAUGGCUGAGCGGCAACACUGAAGGCUUCAGUGAGGCAGAGUGCUUAGGUUAG